AUGGCCCAGCUCCAGGAAAACAUCAAUGGCAUCACUGCUGCUUUCUACACGUGUGCCAGAAGCGACGGCAACUGCAGCCCUCUGAGCAGGGAGGAGCUGAAGCAGCUCACUGAGCAGUUCACGGAUGCGAUGGAGGUGAGGAUCCAGCCCCACAGCUGGCGCCUGCCGCGUGUGUGCCUUCUGGCUGCAGGGCUGGCAGGAACCCUCCAGGACCCCAAAACCAUCAAGAAGGUGCUGUGCUUCCUGGAUAACAGCAACUGCAGGGCUGACUUCAGUGAGUUGCUCAGCCUGGUUUUCCAAGUGACCAAGGCUUGUUGGAAGCCACUCCAGCAGCACUAGGCACCAGAAGAUAGUCAAGAGCUGACAGCACAAGAGAAGGCAGGUAGGGAGCAGCAGCCAAGGCUGCAUGCAGCGGGGAGGGUCUCCUGCAACCAGCAGGAGGGUGAGACACAGGAGCAGGACCAGGACACCCACCAAGAUGAUGGGACUGAAGCACCAGAAGGGGAUCCAGAGAGAGCUGAGAUCCUGGACACUGCAACCCCAGAGCAGGACAAGAAUACCCAUAAGGCUGAAGAGACUGAGGCACCAAAACAGGACCCAAAAACCCACCAGGCCCAAGAAACUGAGACCCAGGUCUGCAAGGCCCUUUGGCAGGACCCCAAUCCCAGCAAGACCCAGAAGCUGCUGCCCCCACAGCUUGCUUGA
Haliaeetus leucocephalus (bald eagle) is the source of this 705-nucleotide messenger RNA. RefSeq names its product cornulin-like. Gene Ontology annotation, biological process: cellular response to cytokine stimulus; regulation of phosphatidylinositol 3-kinase/protein kinase B signal transduction; positive regulation of cell cycle G1/S phase transition. The record is from RefSeq and is a predicted model, not a curated record. NCBI's taxonomy places the organism in Eukaryota, Metazoa, Chordata, Aves, Accipitriformes, Accipitridae. The transcript has 5 exons. Gene Ontology annotation, cellular component: cytoplasm.